AUGUCCAUAAUAAAUGAAAAAAUUAUUUUUUAUAAUAAUUGUAUGGCUGAUAUAGAGUCAAAAGAAAAUUGUUUAAUAUUAAAAGAGGAGGAUAUUAUAAAUGGCCAUCUAAAAACUUAUAAAAAAGAAGAAGAAAAUAAAGUAAAUCAAAUUGUAUUUUAUUCAUCUUUUAAUAUGACAAAUGAUAAAGCAACAUUAAUUGGGUUAUACGAAAAAUAUGAAUAUUUUCAUCAAAAUAUUUUACAAACUUUUAAUGAUUUAAAAGUUCUUAUUACUUGUCAUUUCUAUAACAAUAACUAUUCAUUUUUAUCAACAUUAAAACAUUUAUCAAUAUUCAAGUAUGAAAAUUUUAAUAUAUUUUCAAAUAGAUUCAAAAUUAAAAUUAAUAAUGAUUGUAAAGACCAUGAUAUGGAAAAACUAAAACUUUUUAAAGAGGCAAUUAAUAAAAAGAAUAAUUUAAAAAUAGAAGAAUAUAGUGUAGAGGAUAUUCAUUUAAAAUUUUCAGAAGUUGUUAUUUAUAGUUUAUUUUACCCAACAAUAUUAAAAAUCCAAAACAAAAUAGAUAAAGGAAAAUUUAUGGAUAAUUUAAAAGAAGAAAAAAAAUUUUUUGAAAAAAAUGAAAAAAUUGAUAUGGAUUUUUUAUUAUAUCAACUACAAGUUUUAAUAAAAAAUAUUGAAAAUAAAGAAUAUAUAGCUAAUUCCAUAAAAGAAAAAUAUAUACAAGAAAUCAGAAAAAGUAUUGAAAAUAAAAAUUUUCAAUUUUUAGAUUGGUAA
Messenger RNA from Dictyostelium purpureum, 774 nucleotides. RefSeq lists its product as uncharacterized. Lineage: Eukaryota; Evosea; Eumycetozoa; Dictyosteliales; Dictyosteliaceae. The transcript has 3 exons. The record is from RefSeq and is a predicted model, not a curated record. Bases 1 to 774 code for a protein of 257 amino acids.